Cavenderia fasciculata is the source of this 2277-nucleotide messenger RNA. It is a transcript of the gene ndc80, whose product is annotated as kinetochore protein Ndc80. Gene Ontology annotation, cellular component: Ndc80 complex. Gene Ontology annotation, biological process: attachment of mitotic spindle microtubules to kinetochore. The transcript has 4 exons. Bases 1 to 2277 code for a protein of 758 amino acids. The record is from RefSeq and is a predicted model, not a curated record. NCBI's taxonomy places the organism in Eukaryota, Evosea, Eumycetozoa, Acytosteliales, Cavenderiaceae.
AUGCAUCCAUCAAUGAAUGGACAAAGAUAUCCAUUGUCAUCAUUGACAGGUUCAAUGGUAAAUCAACAACAGCAACAACAACAACAACAACAACAAGUGAUGGGAGGUAGUAUGUAUGGUAGACAAUCAAUAGCAGGUGGAGUACCAACAUUUCCUCCUCCACAAAAGCAAUAUCAACAACAACAACAACAGUCUCUUCCAAGACAAUCAAUUGCUACAACAACUAGUAGUUCUACAUACAAUACAUCUGCAUUGACUAUGAGUGCUAUUGGUGCUCCAUCAAUCAACAAUAAUAAUCCUUCAGUUUCAUCACUACAUAAUAGUCAAUACAAUAAUCCAGUCAUGCCAAUGAGUAGUUCAACAACAUCUCGACCAUCAAUCAUUCCAUCAUCAACAGGUGUAUAUUCUUCUACUACAACCAAUAUGAUCCAACCACAACUUGUUAAUAAUAAUUUGCAACCACCAAGAGCAAGUUUAUCAUCAUUUUCAUCAUUGGGAGUAGUAGUUGGACAACCAGCUAAAAUAUCAGUUGGAUCAUUACCAUCAUCGAUGGGUCAACCAUUGGCACCUGGUAAAAAGUCGACGACUUCAAUUGGAGGUACUGGAGCAUCCAGACCAACAGCUGGUGGCACAAGACAAGAUGCAAGAAAUGUAACAGACAAGGCAUUCCAAAAACAAUGUAUCAUCAAAUUGGUCAGCUUUUUAACGUCACACAACUAUCCAUCUGCCAUCACCACCAAAGAAUUAAUGGCACCAUCGGCCAAGGAUUUCUACGAUAUCACUGAAUUCCUCUUUCAUCAUAUCGAUAGUACCUUUAAAUUCACACCAACCAAAAAGGAAGAUGAAUUGAUUGCAUUUUUUAAAAUCAUCAAAUAUCCAGUCACCAUCAACAAACGUAAUCUAAACCCUGUUGGUACUCAACAUAAUUGGCCUUAUAUUUUAGCUGCUCUUGCUUGGAUUGCUGAUUUAAUAGAGUAUGAUAUAGAAGUAGCCAAUGUUGAUCAUGAAAUUCAAGGAGAGGAAGCAUUUAAUAAUAUUUAUUCAAAUGAAUUGAUUAAAUCAUAUACAGCAUUUCUUUGUGGAGAUGAUGUUGGUAGUAAUGCAGCAGACAACUUUUUAGAAGAUCAUUUUGGUGCCAAUGAUAAUUAUCUAAGAGAAGAAUCUCAUGCAAUGUUGGAAUUACAAUCAAAAAUGAGAUUGGAAAUUGAAUCUAUUAAUAAUUCUCCUAAUAAUAUUGAAAUAUUAAAAGAAAGAAAACAAUUAUUAGAAAAUGAUAAAUCAAAUUUUGAAGAAUAUAUAAAUGAAUUACAAGUUUACAAGAGUACAAAUGAAAAGAUAUUUGGUGAACAUCAGAUAGAGCUGUUGGCAAGAGAAAAGGAAUUUAAAGAUUUACAACAACAAAAGUCGAAUCUUGAAGCCAUUGUAAGUGAUCAACAAAGUAGAUCACUAGACGCUAAAAUGAUUCAUCAAAAACAUCGUCAACUUCAAGAUGAUAUUAGUAAAACUAAAUCGGAAAAGAAACGUCUAGAUCAAUUGUGUAAUGAAAAGAAUUUGGAAAUUGCCAAACUUGUCAAGGAAAUUGAAGAACUACUUCAAUCCUACAAUGUAACUGCAACAAAACUUGGUCUCUUGUCAUCAAAUCAAAAACAAUCUUAUCAAAUUGAUUUUAAUUUUGAUCGUUCAAUUCAACAACCAAUUAUAAAUGAUUUAAAAUUAAUUAAAGUAAGAAGAAAAAGAAGAAGAAAAAAAAGAAGAAAAAAAAGAAUAUUUAUAUUUAUUUACUUUUUUUGUUUAGAAAAAAUUAAACAAUAUAUUGAAGAACAAAUUGAAAAGAAAAUGUCAAUGGAAGAAGAAAAUACAAUCAAAGAAAAUGAAUCAAAACAAUUGGAUGAUUUAUUAUCAGAUAAUAAGCAACAAUUAAAACGUUCUGAACAAAAGUUAUCAAAUUUGGAAAAUGUUUCUCAAAGAGAAAAAGAUAAAAAUGAUAAAGAAUUAAAACAAUAUGAAAAAAAGUUUGAAUUAAAAAAUAGAGAAAAUGAAAUGUUAAAAGAACAAACUAAAAAAUCAUCAGAAGAAAUGCAAGCAGUAUUGGAAAAGACACAACAAGAAUAUGAAAAACAAAAAGAGGAUAUGGAAAGAAUAACAAAUGAUUUGAAAUUCCAAAUACUCAAGUUUUUAGAGAUUGCUACCAAUCAUCAAAGUUCUGUUAGUUCAAAUGUUAAAAAUGUUUUGGAUCAUAUGAAACGUUCUUUUGAACAAUUAAAAGAACCAAGAUAA